Nicotiana tabacum (common tobacco) is the source of this 411-nucleotide messenger RNA. Lineage: Eukaryota; Viridiplantae; Streptophyta; Magnoliopsida; Solanales; Solanaceae. The record is from RefSeq and is a predicted model, not a curated record.
AUGCUAAUUCUCGCUUUCCAACCCAUGUUACUGUCUCCGGUCCAAAGGAGUUCGGAUCCCGAGUCUCUUCUGCGUUCGGCCACUAAUCAAGCAAUAAUUAGCACUGCUACGGCCGCAACAGCUUUUCAUCCUUCCAUGCCAACAACUUCACGCCCCUCAACACCAGCUGCACCUUCGCCACCAGCACCAGCUGCAUCUCCUCCACUGGCAACAGAUGUUCAAAAGAGGGGCCUUCCCGCUCAACCUGCUGCAAGUGAUUCCUUGAGUACUAGUUCUGAGUAUUCGGGGACCGAAGGAGAGGUUGAAGAAGAAGAGGAUGAAGGCCAGGAAUCAGCAACUGAUCCGCUUUCCUCCACCAGGGGAGACGCAGAUCCCUCUCUCCCUUCGAGCUUCGACAACAAUAAUGCUUAG